AUGCACAUUAACAUUUUGGUGGACAACAAAACAAAGUACAAAGCCAAACAUAACAAAACCAAAACUCAAAGAAAGAGGUUGUCAGAAUAUUCGUGUUUUGUCUACCUCAAAAAGCGGCUUUAAAUAUUCUAAAUAAAAAUAAAAACAACUGCCAUAUUAAAUACAUUUUACUUAUUAUAUUAGUUUUGUGUGUAACAAAUCCUUUAAAUUAGAAUCGCCCAAAUAAUGUCUGAAAAUCAGUCGGAAGUUAAUUCGAAUGAUAUCGGUGAUGCAUUUGUGACUGGAGGAUGUUAUACUGGCAUUAACAAGCUUAUAGCCCGUAUGCCCGCCGAGCGUCAUGCAGCAGAAUACAAUAUGAAGCACAAAAAUCGAGGCCAGGCGCUGAUAUUCAACCAUGAGAGCUUUGAAAUAACAUCGCUCAAAUCAAGGUCUGGAACCGAGGAGGACUGCAAGCGCUUGUAUGCUUCUUUGAAGAAUCUACACUUUGAAGUGCAUGUGCACAAGGAUAAAAAAUUGAAGGAAAUCGAAAAUAUUAUUAAAGAAGCUGCCCAACUUGACCAUACUGAUAGUGACUGUAUUCUAAUUGCUAUUUUAUCUCAUGGCGAAAUGGGAUACAUCUACGCCAAAGACACCCAAUACAAACUUGAUUCAAUCGCACACUGUUUUACGGCACAAAACUGCAAAACACUUGCCGGUAAGCCAAAGCUAUUCUUCAUCCAAGCUUGCCAAGGAGAUCGUUUGGAUUCUGGUAUAACGCUAGAAAAGACUGAAACUGAUGGUGAAUCUUCGAUGAGCUAUAGAAUUCCAGUGCAUGCUGAUUUUCUAAUUGCGUAUUCCACAAUUCCAGGAUUUUAUUCGUGGCGUAACACAACAAAAGGCUCCUGGUUCAUGCAAUCAUUAUGUAAAGAACUUGAUGAUAAUGGUAAAAACUACGAUAUUUUAACUCUGCUUACGUUUGUAUGCCAACGUGUUGCAUUUGAUUUUGAAUCAUGCACACCAGACUUGCCAAUGAUGCAUCAGCAAAAGCAGAUUCCUUGCACAACAACAAUGUUAACGAGAAUUCUUAAAUUUGCUGAUAAAAAAUAAGUAGUUUUUAAUAACUUUUUUUUUAUAUUUCUUAUCAUUUUUAAAUUUUAUUCGACACUUGAAAUCCAAACACUUUAAAAAAAUAUGUCGAUGUCAUUAAAAACAAAUCAAAUAUUAAUUAUAUUUUUUGUUAUUAAUUCGCAUUCCAUAAUUCCUUGAACUGUAAUGAAGAUAAUGACAAUUAAAGUAAUCAAGAAAAAACAAUGCUUUUUUAAAACAUACGAUAUAAUAAAAAAAAUUAUUGAGAGAGCAAUAAAGCCACUUUGAA
Eupeodes corollae is the source of this 1354-nucleotide messenger RNA. Its product is annotated as caspase-like. Gene Ontology annotation, cellular component: cytoplasm. Gene Ontology annotation, biological process: proteolysis; apoptotic process. NCBI's taxonomy places the organism in Eukaryota, Metazoa, Arthropoda, Insecta, Diptera, Syrphidae. The coding region runs from base 226 to 1086 and encodes 286 amino acids. The transcript is spliced from 4 exons. The record is from RefSeq and is a predicted model, not a curated record.